Molecule: messenger RNA, 1005 nt
Organism: Cryptotermes secundus
Lineage: Eukaryota; Metazoa; Arthropoda; Insecta; Blattodea; Kalotermitidae
Product: 2-hydroxyacylsphingosine 1-beta-galactosyltransferase-like
Exons: 2
Coding region: 31-915 (294 amino acids)
Molecular function (GO): UDP-glycosyltransferase activity
Source: RefSeq, a predicted model, not a curated record
GGUUAACAAUGAAUUGAAAUACGUAUUUUCAUGUGCGAUAUGAAGUUUAAUGCUGUGCUUAUGUUAUUCGUUGUGAUUUGCACACUGCGCAAUCUUCAUGCAGCAAGAAUACUGGCUGUUUUUCAGCACAACGCCGAAAGUAACUUCAUCAUGUUCGAGACUCUACUGAAAGCACUGGCAGCAAGAGGCCAUGACGUGGUUGUAGUCAGUCACUUUCCACAGCACAGUCCAGUUAAAAACUAUACAGAUAUAAGCAUUUCGGGUUCUUCCAUUAGAUUUAAUAAUAGUUUAAACAUAAGCGUUGUGGAAAAAGAUGACAAUGUUCUGCUUCCAUUUUUGAUAAUAAGAAACAGUGUGGAAACAUGCAAAAUGGUGUUGGAACAUCGGAAUAUUGAAACUCUACUGAAAUCAGAAGAGAAAUUCGAUCUUAUUAUAAAUGAAAUAUUUGGUAGUGAUUGCUUUUUAGGUUUUGUACACAAAUUCAAAGCCCCCCACAUUUCUCUAAUGACCAGCGUCCCUUUGCCAUGGUCAAACGAGCGUACAGCAAACCCAGACAACCCUGCCCACGUUCAGAACUACUGCGCACAGUACACAGACAGAAUGACUUUCUGGGAAAGGCUGCAGAAUACGGUGCAGACAGAAAUGAUUAAGUGGGUCUAUUACUAUUUCUCUGAGCUGCCAACACAUCGGAUAGCACGUAAAUAUUUUGGGGAUGAUCUCCCAGCCUUGUCGGAUAUUGCUCGCAACGUUAGUCUCGUUCUGGUAAACAGUCACUUUAGCGUAAACUAUCCGAGACCAACAGUUCCGGUCGUCGUGGAAGUCGGAGGACUCCACAUUCAGAGCGCCAGUAAGUUGCCUCAGGACAUACAGACGCUGCUGGAUGAGGCGCCGCAGGGCGUCAUAUACUUCAGUUAAGGCACCAUGCUUCGUUCUGAAACGUUCCCUCCUGAGGUACUGCAGACGUUCAUAGCAGCGUUCACACAGCUGCCAUUUCGCGUCCUGUGG